Eimeria mitis is the source of this 3933-nucleotide messenger RNA. RefSeq lists its product as uncharacterized. The record is from RefSeq and is a predicted model, not a curated record. Gene Ontology annotation, biological process: fructose 6-phosphate metabolic process; response to glucose; glycolytic process. NCBI's taxonomy places the organism in Eukaryota, Apicomplexa, Conoidasida, Eucoccidiorida, Eimeriidae. Gene Ontology annotation, molecular function: ATP binding; 6-phosphofructokinase activity; diphosphate-fructose-6-phosphate 1-phosphotransferase activity. Gene Ontology annotation, cellular component: cytosol.
AUGGGCCUCUCACUUGACGCGAGGAGUCGACAGCUGUCGAGGCGUCUUUCUUCUUUUGGAAUGACAGAGGGGAAUGUCUUUGGCAGUUUGGCGCCAAACGCCCCCGCAGAGCCCCCCGCCUCUGUAGAUGCCGUGCUGAAGGAACAGGAACCAACCGGAAAAGUGCAUCUCCAUUCUGCGGACCUCUUUGAACGGUCUUCUCCCUUACAGCGCCUGCGACGGGCGUGGCGGUGCACGCUGCCUUCAGCACUGGAAAGCUCGCACCUGCGGCUGGUGGAGUCGGAGUGCCCCGUAGAUCAUCCUUCGCUCCGGCAAACAGCUGAAGUGCAGCAGCAGCUGCGGGGUUUCUUCCCGGCCACCUUUGGGAAGAAGUAUGUGGAGGUGGUGCCCGGCAUGGGCAGCGGCGUCGCCUCACCGAAGGAUCCGCCCGAACACCCGCUCUCGAAAGCGCUAAGAAUUGGAAUUGUCUUAAGUGGCGGCCCCGCCCCAGGAGGCCACAACGUCAUUGCUGGCCUGUAUGACUUCGUCAAACAAAAGCACCCUGAGUCAAUGCUCGUCGGGUUCAUGGGUGGACUCGAUGGUGUUAUGAACCAAAACUACACAGUGGUAACUGAGGAGCUAAUGGAAGAUUUCAGGAACCAGGGCGGCUUCGACAUGCUCUGGUCUGGCCGCGGGCGCGUCGGGGGAGAAGAGGACAUUCAGCGCGCAAGAGAGGUGUGCGAGUCGCUGGAGCUGCAUGGGUUCGUGCUAGUGGGUGGUGACGGGUCGAAUAGCAACGCGGCGCUGCUGGCGGAGUCAUUUGAAAUAGAGCUGCCGAGCUGCUGCGUGAUUGGCGUGCCCAAGACGAUUGACGGAGACCUGAAAAACGCUUUGAUUGAGGCUUCCUUUGGGUUCGACACGGCCGCAAAGACGUACUCGGAGCUCAUAGGGAACUUGUGCAUCGACGUUAACAGCUCACAGAAAGUUUACCACUUCGUGAGGGUCAUGGGGCGCAGUGCCUCGCACCUUGUCUUGGAGUGCGCAAUGCAAGCCCGCCCAAAUUUGGUCUUCAUCGGAGAAGAAGUGGAAAGAGAAAAUAUGUCCCUCGAACGCAUCGUUCAGGAACUGGUUGACCUUGUUGUCAAGCGCGCAGAACAAGGCAAGAUGUACGGCGUCAUCCUCGUCCCUGAAGGUCUUAUUGAAUUUAUUCCAGAGAUGAAGCAACUCAUCAAAGAACUCAACAGCGUUCUGAAGACCGGACAGCCCUUCAAGCCAGAGCUGCUGAAGACAACUCGCGCUGUUUGGGAUUUCCUGCCUGAUGUCAUUCAAGAUCAGCUGCUCAUGGACAGGGAAAGCACGGGAUAUAUUCAGGUUGCGAAGAUAGCGACCGAGAGGCUUUUGAUUUUACUGUUGGAAAAUGAACUGGUAAAGCAGGGCAAAGAUCCGGAACAGUGGAGUUUUAUGCCGCAUUACUUCGGCUACGAAGGCCGCUGCGCCAUGCCUUCGAACUUCGACGCAAAUUACUGCUACUCUCUAGGCUUUGUCGCAGGUGCACUUGUUGACAACAGAAGGAACGGAUACAUGUCUGUUGUGCGCAACCUGGAUCAACAUCCCACGCUCUGGACGCCAGCAGGUGUUCCUUUCACGACAAUGAUGUGCGUCAAGGAGGACGCCAAAGGCGUCGCUUUCCCCGCUAUCACGCGUUCCCUAGUGGACCUUGACGGACCGCUCUUCAAAGUUUUUUGCGAGGCUCGGGAGCACUGGAAGUUUGGCGACUACUACCGGGUGCCAGGGCCUAUUCAGUUUGAAGGGCCUACGGCAGACGAACCCGCAUAUGCAGUGUCAAUUCCGACGAAGGAGGAGCUCCUGCAUCAAUCCGAGGCUAUUUACCAUGUUGGCUUUGGGGGACGGGUAAUCAAGAGCUUCGGCUUCCUCAGCGCUCUACAACGCGAACGACUGACGCAUCGGCCGCCCGUGCCUCCACUUUGCCUGGAUCCAAAGUGCAAGGCGAGGCCGAUGAAACAGGUUUUGUGCAAGGACCCCUAUACCCAGCGUCAGGUGCUGAUGCACUAUCCGUACUUGGCGAACAGUACUUUAUUCUAUCUUCACGAAGUGGCGCACGAUAAAUACACUCCACCCAUCAACUACGGGCUCCGUGUAGGGUUCGUUUUGUUGUCGAGACAGAGCCCUGGUGUGAUGAACGUUCUCUGGGGCCUGCACGAGCGACUGAAGAUGGUGCAAGGCAAAUGCUUGGCUUUCUUUGGUCUGACGGGUUUGAUUGAGAAGAAUUACAUUGAAAUUACGGAUGAGAAUCUUGAAUUGUUCCUCAACCAGGGUGGUUGCGAGCUUACGGGGCGCAGCACCUCGCAUUGUCUGGGGUCCAUUGAAAAUCAAGAAGCUGUGAGACAGCGCUGCGAAGAGCUGAUGCUGGACGGGUUAGUGAUGCCUGGCUCGGCGUUUGCUAUGUCUGAGGCUGCGCUGGUUGCUGAGUAUUUCUGGACGGGCAGCAACAAUUUAGCUGGCGAGUUCAUCGAGACGUGCGUCGGAUUCGACAGCAGCACCAAAGUAUAUGCGGCGCUCAUCGGCAACGUCCUCACGGAUGCCGCAUCAAUGCCCAAGUACUGGCACUUCAUCAGGCUCAUGGGCAGGCAACCUUCCUUUGAGGUGUUGGAGUGUGCAUUGCAAACCCAUCCGAAUGUGGUAAUCAUAGCGGAGGAGUAUGGGGCUGCCGACAAGACACUUCUGCACGUCGUACAGGACAUUGCAGACGUCGUCUGCCGUCGUGCGGAGUUGGGAAGGAACUUCGGGACGGUCUUAAUUCCAGACGCGCUUUUAAUGCACCUGCCGAACAUGAAGAUUCUGUUGGCAGAGCUCCGAAGAAUCAUCAGAGAAGCACAGGCGAAGGGAGAGAUGAAGAAGGCCCAGCAACAACUCAUGGAUGUGGAUAGUUGGGCCUCAAACGAACCGGACAGCUGGAACUGGCGACUAACACCAUGGAGCGCUGCCCUGUUCAAGACGUUCCCGAAAUUUAUCCGCAGAGAGCUCGUUCAAGUAGACAUGGGGGAGAUUCGCUUCGAACGCCUAGAGACGGAGGAGCUAUUAGCCCAAAUGGUCAAGGAGGAGCUGGAGUACAGGGCAUCCAUAGGCCGCUACUCUGGAAAGUUCCAGGCGGUGACGCACUUCUUUGGUUACCAAGGAAGGUCAUCAAUGCCAUCGACAUUCGAUGCGAAUUUGGCAUACGCUUACGGCAACCUGGCGUCGAUCUUAGUGGAGUCGGGCGUGACGGGUCACUGCUGCAGCAUCCGCGGGUUAUGCGGGAACCCGAAAGAAUGGCAUCUAGGCUCUGUGCCCUUCGUGUCGCUGAUGCGGCUAGUGCCUAAUGUCCAGGACAAUCCGACUUUAACUGCCGCGACGCAUAAAACAGGCACAUCGGCUGCAGACGGGAUAGUGGACCGCACUUCAAGGACCCCAAGCGUCACUGAGCAGCCUGUUAUUCCCAGCUCCGAAGUCAGCCUAGACGGCAAGGCUUACAGAUGGAUGAAGACAGCUUUGGAACAGUGGAUGAUGGAAGACCGGUUCUGCAAUCCUGGGCCUAUCCAGUUUUACGGCGUCGGCUCGACUUUCUUUAACAGGGUGCUGUACGAAGAGCAGGCAGAGUAUUUUGACAUGGUGCGACGUGUCGAAUGUUACACCAACAUACUGCGAAACACUUGCAGCUUUGGAGUGUCUGACCACAUCCUAAAGCACGCUUUCGUCUCGCUCACAGGGUUGCUCAUGCUAGUUUUCCACUCCGAUGAGCUGACAACGCGUAUGCCAGCCUUAGGCCAAAGUGACGAAACAGACUUCACAGACCUAGAACCCGCAGGGCUCCGCAAGACAACGUGGAGAGACCAAGCGGACCACCUGGGGCGACAUUCGACAGCUCCGGCAGCACCGAAGCCCCCGGGCAACUGA